Molecule: messenger RNA, 1282 nt
Organism: Lactuca sativa (garden lettuce)
Lineage: Eukaryota; Viridiplantae; Streptophyta; Magnoliopsida; Asterales; Asteraceae
Product: AT-hook motif nuclear-localized protein 23
Cellular component (GO): nucleus
Molecular function (GO): minor groove of adenine-thymine-rich DNA binding; DNA-binding transcription factor activity
Source: RefSeq, a predicted model, not a curated record
UAUGUAACAAGUUGCAAUAACACACAAAACAUCAUAAUUUGGAAUGAAGAUUAUACUUUCCUACAUAUAUAAGGAAACAAAAUUCUCUCUCUCGCUCCACAUGUAAUAGAGAAAAGAAUCCCCAUGUGGUUCUUUUUUUAAAACCUAAAUUUCCUCCAUUACCACCAUUCUUUAUUAUUCUUCGUCUCUUUCUCCCUGUUCCUCUCUUUUUCUACUUCUACAUGGCUACCAAUAACUUAGACUUGGGUUCUACUUCACCUUUCAACCUCCAACAAACCCUCCAACACCGUCCUGAUCUCCACCUUCAAAUCCCCCAGCAGGACUCCGAAGACGAUACAAACCAAAACACCCCCGGUUCUGGUGAUGGUAGCGGUCGCCGUCCUCGUGGUCGCCCUCCGGGUUCCAAAAACAAGCCCAAACCACCAGUCAUCAUUACCCGAGAAAGCGCCAACACCCUAAGAGCUCACAUCCUUGAAAUCAGUAGUGGGUGUGACGUUUUUGAAUCUGUCGCUGAUUACGCCAGGAAACGUCAACGUGGGAUUUGUAUAGUGAGUGGAAGUGGCACCGUAAACAACGUUAGUCUACGGCAGCCGGCGGCAGCUGGAUCUGUCGUGACACUUCAUGGCCGCUUUGAGAUACUUUCACUGUCGGGAUCGUUUUUGCCUCCUCCGGCUCCACCGGGUGCCACCAGCUUGACAAUUUACUUGGCUGGUGGACAAGGUCAGGUUGUAGGUGGGAAUGUUGUCGGGGCUCUGGUUGCUUCUGGGCCGGUGAUUGUUAUAGCUGCUUCUUUCACAAAUGUAGCGUAUGAGAGGCUGCCAUUAGAUGAGGAGGAGGCAGCUGCAAGUAGCGGGGGAGGUGGUGGCGGAAACGGAAACGGAGACGGAGAUGGAGGCCCCAAUCACCCCUUUCCAGACCCAUCAUCGAUGGGUUUACCGUUUUUUAACUUACCCCUCAACAUGCCAAACGUUCAGUUACCGGUGGACGGUGGUGGUUGGUCUGGUAACACGGCAAGUCGGCCGCCUUUUUGAGAAGAAAAAGGUCAGAUAAGAUUAAUGGAUCAUCAUUUCAUCAUUUACCAUCACUUCAACUUUCUCUUAGUUUCAUUUUCAAUGAGAUUGAUUUGAUUCGAUCCACCUCUGUUGAUCCAACUGUAGUGUUAGCUCGUUAAAUUUGCGAAUCAAGAUCAAAUCAUGCAUCUUCUUGUUGUUUGAUACUGUGUUUUGUGAAACCACUUUCAUCUUUUGAGUUUGUUUAUACCAACUACCGAAUAUUAGUAUUA